AUGGGGAAGCCCGACGCGCCCCCGCAAUGGACGGGAAAGUCCAUCCGCAAGCUGUCACUGCACAGACGCCGCGUGAACCCUAUGAAUCUAGGCUACGGCUUGGAGCACAUUCCCUUCCUGUUUCUCUACGCGAACUCCCUGUACCAUUGCUUCCUGACUGCUGGCGAACCUUACGCUCAGGCCAUAAGGGAGUUAGAGGAUCAAGGAUUAGCCGUCCCUGGCUCCGUGGACGUCACUACCCCGGGGGAGGACGGAGGUCUGGCCGCCGCCAUGUUGUCGCAGGGAAGUGUGCGUGAAGCUGCUUCAGCCGCACCCACGAUCAAUUACACGGCCAUGUUGGAGCAGGAAAGAGAGGGUCCUCCACUUCCCAACCCUUUCUUGCCUGGCAUCGUGCCUCUGCUCUACCUUCUAGGCACCGUCAUGACCCACGGUCUCAUGCUACUAUUCCAGAUAUGGUCUGUGCGUGUCAAGGCGUUCAUCAAGUACACUCCCGUGGCUUCUCUGGACGAUGCGACGUUUGUGAUGGUGGUGCCUCGCUCCUUCAAGGGCAAGAGCAGCAUCGUGGAGAUCAUCCGCCCCAAGCACGUCGAUGGAUCAUCCGCUGGACGUCCCUAUUUCCUGUUCCAGAAGCACAAGUACGUCGCUGAAGACGAAGCAGGUGACAAAGGAGGCGUCUUGUUUCGUAAGCUGAAGGCGCCGACUACUGAAAUAGUGAAAUUUUACUUGGAGUCUCGUGGUCUGAGCUCUGAGCGUGAGAUCGAGGCCCAGCUGGACCUGUACGGCAAGAACGAGUUCAGUAUUCCUCAGCCAAACUUCGUCGACAUGUUCAAGCAGCAGCUGUUGGAGCCGCUUACUGUGUUCCAGAUCUUCAGUGUGUGUCUUUACAUGCUCGAUGAGUAUUGGCAGUACUCGCUGUUCACGCUCGCUAUGAUCCUCAUGUUCGAGGGCGUCACGGUAAUGAGUCGUCUCAAGAACCUGCAGACGUUACGUGGUAUGGGCAACAAGGCGCGGGAGAUCUACGUGUACCGCGAGAAAACGUGGAAGAAGCUGGGCUCCGACCUGCUGGUGCCCGGUGAUGUUAUUUCAGUGAAGCGUGAGACGGACGGCGAACAUGACAACAUGGUGCCAUGUGACUGCUUGCUGUUGGACGGCUCUGCUGUGCUGAAUGAAGCUACGCUGACGGGUGAAAGUGUGCCGCAGAUGAAGGAGGCUAUCGGCACCAAAAUGAGCCCCCAGGACCUUGCGGAACAGCUCGACAUGAAGUCUGGACACAAGGUACACGUGCUUUUCGGUGGAACGACCGUGAUGCAGGCGGGUUCGUCAAGCGAAGGCUCUAGUACCGCUGCUAUUCAAAAAAUCCCGCAUGCUCCUGAUGCGGGAUGCACGGCGUACGUGCUGCGUACGGGUUUUAGCUCCUCGCAGGGUAAACUGGUGCGCAUGAUCGAGUUCUCGAGCGGCAAAGUCACGGGAAGCUCGUGGGACGCCUAUGGCUUGGCGUUUUUGCUGCUAAUCUUCGCUCUGCUGUCGUCGGGCUACGUGCUGCGUCACGGUAUUGCACAGAAGGGGAAGAUCACGUUCGAACUGCUGCUGCGUUGUGUGCUCAUCAUCACUAGUGUGAUCCCAGCUGAACUGCCGAUGCAGACAGCGAUGGCGGUGAACUCGGCGCUGCUGAACUUGGUGAAGCUGUCGAUCUUCUGUACCGAGCCGUUCCGCAUCUCGUUGGCUGGCAAGGUAGAUAUUUGUCUGUUCGAUAAAACCGGCACGCUGACGACGGACCAGCUUACAGCUGUUGGUGUGGUCUGUGAGGACACUACGACGUCCACUUCUGCUGCUCCCAAGGACAAUGUCCUCGGUCAUGUACCGAUGAUUGCAGCGAACUUGGACGCCACGCUGGUUCUUGCUGGUUGCCAGUCGCUAGUGCAGAUUGACGGCAAGAUGGUCGGCGAUCCGGUGGAAGAGGCUUCGAUCCGAGCCAUCGACUUCUCGUACGACGCUGCCACUCGUCAUUGCCAAGCGAAGAAGGACCUGGAGCGUGCGAGCGAACGUCGCUGGGGCCAGGGAAUCAAUCAGAAGGAUGUGUUCGUGCAGAUCAUGCACCGUAACCACUUUGCGUCCAAGUUGCAGCGCAUGAGUGUGGUGGCAAAGGUGCAUUUGGGCGACAAAGGUGUGCGUGUACGAUCGCUGGUGAAGGGAAGCCCCGAGGCUGUCGCCAAGCUGAUGCGUCCGGAUGCUAUUCCUGCGUGGUUCUGGCCCACGUACCAGAGUCUUGCGCGUCGCGGAAUGCGUGUGCUUGCGCUCGCGUACAAGGACAUUAACGGGCGGCCGUCGGAGGCUGAGGUGGCCCAACAGCCUCGUUCUUGGGCCGAAAGCGACCUACAUUUCGCUGGCUUUGCAGUGUUCCAGUGUCUGGUUCGUAAGGAUAGUGGCGAUAUCCUGAAGGUGCUGAAGGACAGCUCGCACCAGGUUUCGAUGAUCACGGGAGAUGCCACACUGACGGCUGUGCAUGUGUCUAAGGAGGUUGGCAUUAUCACGCGUCCAGCUCUGAUUCUAAGCGAGAGUUCGUCGCCUAGUGACCCUCUCAAGUGGACAAGUGCUGACGAUGACUCGGUGCUGGCGCCGUACAAGAGUGGCGACUUGAAGAUCCUAGUCAAGAAGUACGAUUUGUGUGUGAAUGGCAAGACGCUCGCUGCUGCGGGAGAAGUGGACGACGUGAUCUGGAAGAACUUGAACCACAUUCGUGUGUACGCUCGCAUGACGCCGGAACUCAAGGAGAAGGUGCUGACGUUGCUGAAGACUCACGGCCACCACACGCUUAUGUGUGGUGACGGUGGUAACGACGUGGGUGCGUUGAAGCAGGCUCACAUUGGUGUAGCGUUGUUGGGUGGAUUUGGAUCAGCUAAUGCUGACAAGAGUGUGACGGGAUUGGCGAAGUAUCAGAAGGGCAACGUGGCGACUGUCAGCACACGUGAAGACCUGAUGAAGCUGCACGUGUCGGCGUUGAAAAAGCGUCUGGCGCAGCAGAAUGUGAACACGGCACAGUGCAAGGUGAAGCAGGACUAUGUGGAGCUGAUUCUGAGUGAGCAAAAGAAGAAAGCGAUCGCGACGAUCAAGAAGAAACAGCAGGCGUUGGCGAAGAAGAACCCGAAGCUCAAGGUCCUUACUAAGGAAGAACAAAUGGCUGAGAUGAGAAGGAAACAGGAAGAUUUGGAGGCCGAUGUGCGUGCCCGUCAGGCUCGUGGCGAAUCGUUCGCGCGGAUGAAGGCAAUCGCGGCGUUUGCCAAGCGUGAGGCCGAAGAGAAGAAGAAACUGCAGAUGGAACGUACAGGCUCCAAGGGCUUUGCUAACUUCGCCAACAACGCAGCGAUGGCGCAGUACAUGGACGACUUUGACGACGGUGAAGUGCCCAUGGUGAAGCUUGGAGACGCGUCGAUCGCUUCGCCUUUCACUUCGCGCGCUCCGUCUAUCAAGGGCUGCGUCGACAUCAUUCGUCAGGGUCGCUGUGCUCUUGUGACGACCAUGCAAAUGUACCAGAUCUUGGCUGUCAACUGCCUCAUCAGCUCGUAUUCGCUCUCCGUGCUGUAUCUCGACAAGGUCAAGUGGGCCAACUCGCAGAUGAUGGCGUUGGGUAUGAUCUCGACCGUCGCUAGUAUCACACUGAGUCGUGCUACUCCACUCGACAAGCUGUCGCCCGUGCGUCCUCUGACGUCCAUCUUCCAGCCCGCGUUGUUCGUGAGUCUCGCUGGCCAGUUCGCGCUGCACUUGGGCUGUAUGAUCUACCUCACCAACCUGGCUAAAGAGUACACACCUGAAGGUGACGUCGCGCACUCGAAGCCGGGCGAGUUCCAACCCAACGUCAUGAGUACCGUCAUCUUCCUUAUCAACGGCGUGCAGACAGUCAGUGUGUGUGCUGUGAACUACAAGGGCCGACCGUUUAUGAAGCCCAUGACGGAGAACCCGGGGCUGCUCUACUCGCUGGGCAUCAGUAUCGUCGGCGUCUUCUUGCUGUGCACGGAGCGGAUGCCCAUGUUCAACAAGGUGCUGCAGAUUGUGCCCAUGCCGGACCCGCGCUUCACGCGUAUCCUGACCGGACUGCUUACUCUUGAAGUGCUCGGAGCUUUCGCGUGGGACCAGCUCUGUCUGCUCGUGUUCGCGCCCAAGAUCUUCAUCGCUUCGAUGCGUGCUCUAACGUUCAAGGACGUUCGUCAGCUCCUGAAGAUGACAGUCGUGUCGCUGAUCAUCAUCUACGUCCUGGCCAACAUCGAUUACGAAGAGAUCGAGCGUCAGCAACAACUUCUCGAGGAACAACGUGCUGCUACCGAGGAGAUCAGUAGUUAG
Molecule: messenger RNA, 4335 nt
Organism: Phytophthora infestans T30-4
Lineage: Eukaryota; Oomycota; Peronosporomycetes; Peronosporales; Peronosporaceae
Product: P-type ATPase (P-ATPase) Superfamily
Exons: 1
Coding region: 1-4335 (1444 amino acids)
Cellular component (GO): membrane
Molecular function (GO): nucleotide binding; P-type transmembrane transporter activity
Source: RefSeq, a predicted model, not a curated record